AUGAUUGGCGGCUGCACUAUGGUGGAUACUGUACUCAGGUCAUCGUUUAUACCUUGGCUCGAUGAUCACUUGAACCUCUUAUGGAUACAAACCUUGCGCAGUGCGUAUCCAACUAUAUCUCGCUUUCCAAGGAUACUUAACUCAACAAUUCCGAGUCGAUAUUCCAGAACAGCAGCAGCUGAGUCGAUUUUGAAUCACCUAAUGAUUGAAGAUUGGAAUGUGACUUAUUUGUACAAGAAUUAUUAUUCUCAGUGUCAACCAUCAUUCUGUUCAUUUACUUAUUCGAAGGAAACUGAUGGUACGCAUGUGAUCACUGUCAUUGCCAGUUUAAUUGGAGGACUUAACGUUAUUCUGCGAUUGAUCGCUCCGUUCAUCAUUAAAAUGAACUUGAAACUGAUCGAAAUAUUCAAACAUCGAGAAUCUCGCACAAAAGUACAACAACCAAAUCAUCGUGAGUUGUUUUUGAUUGACAAGAACGUAUAUUUGUGUGAACAUUUAGAAAGAUGCGGAAUAUUUGUGAAAAUAAUCGAUAGAAUUCUGGUGUUAAACGUCUUUGACAGUGAAUCAACUGAUACGAGAACAAUUCAUCGUGAACGAUUAACUACACGAUUAUAUUUGACGAUUUUAUUUCUAUCCUUAUAUUCUAUAACAAUUUAUUCAAUGUUUUCCACUGGAACCAUGAAUAUCGUCGUGUCAAAUCCCAUUGAAAGUGAUUAUAACAAGUUAAACAAAUUGUAUUCAACUUCACUUCGAUGUCCUUGCAACAAUAUUUCAGUUGAAUAUAAGAAUUUUCUCAGUGUUGAUGCCAUCUUUCAUGAAAUUUGCUCGAGUGAUUUUGUCCAGACAGAAUGGCGUGAUUAUUUAUUUGUUCAAGAUUAUUGGAGUAGUUAUUAUCGAGCAGAUUUACGUUCAUGUGGAGCUAUCUACUUCGAAUUUCUUUCCACUUUAUGCCAAUUAUCGAAGAACACAGUUCAACGUGCGAUUAAUCAAUUUCUUAAUGAAACAUUUAUCAAUACUCAAAUGAUUCCCCGAUCAGAGUUUCAACUUCGAAUCAGCCGUUUUCUUUCGCAAUCUCAGCAAAAAACAACAACACAAUUUUCGCGCAGUGUGAAUUUACUACAGGAUGUGAUGCAUGGUAAUGCUUUAAUCUCCUCCUAUCUACUGAACUAUAAGUGGUCGGUGGGUUUGAACAGAACUUACACGACAAUUCCAGUUAAUCCAAUAAGAAUGAAAAAUGGAUGUUCAUGUGGAACUCGAACUGAUUGCAUUGAAUCAGGAGGAAUAUAUUAUGACGGGACGGAUACACAAAUAUUUGCAAUACCUGGAUGGAAUGUUGGCUGUUCAGUAGUUGAAACUGUACUAAGAUCGACAAUGGAAUGCUUUUAUGACUCAGCAUGUAUCAACGCACUGCUAUACUAUGCAACAACCAUUCAAAAUCGACUUCCUUAUCGAAUGAAUAUAUCAGCGAUCAACUCUUCAAAAGAAAGUCGUUUUAGAAGAGAUGCGGUUAUUCAAGAUUUAGCAGAUGAAUUAUUUGUUGAAACGUGGCAGAUUUACAAAUCUUAUUCAUUGUUUUACAAAGCCUGUGCUCCGAUCUCUUGUUCAUAUACAAUUCGUAAAGAUGAUUAUUAUAUGUAUAGUGCAUCGAAAGUACUUGGUUUGUAUGGUGGAUUGACCAUCUUCUUGCGAUUAAUUGUUUCCUUGGUGAUGAAAAUUUUCUUCAAAAUUCGACCUUGUUGCCAAUCAAAUGAAGUUGCUCUGUUUAAUCAAUGCACAUUUAAAAGAUUCGUUUUAUGA
Messenger RNA from Adineta ricciae, 1797 nucleotides. Lineage: Eukaryota; Metazoa; Rotifera; Eurotatoria; Adinetida; Adinetidae. The record is from the annotation of a GenBank genome assembly.